AUGGAGAGUGAAAAUGUUGAUGAUGGAAUUGCUGAUGCGGUUAAUCCAAAUGAAGCUACAGGUUCUGACGUCAGAGACAUUGCUCAUGAUGAAACGCUUGUCGAAGAUCCCGUAUCUGAGGAAGAUAAUGAGAAUGGUGAAAAAAAUGGAGAUGAUGAUUUGCAAGAGGAACGAGCUGUAGCGGAGGAAGAAGAGCAACAAGCUGAUACAUGUGAAGAUACUCCUCCUAAUUCUGAUUGUGAGGAUGGUGGAAGAAGAUACAUCGGCUGCAAAAAAGGAAGUGGAGAGCUUCGCCUAGGACAAGUCUUCAACAGCAUACUUGAAUUCAAAGAAGCCGUUGUUGAUUAUGUUCUCAAAGAAGGAUUCAAUGUGAAGUACACAAAGUGGGGAACCCAGCAUUCUCAGGUCAAGUGUGCGAUUGAUGGAGAUUGUGCUUUUAAAAUCUAUUGUGCAUUUGAUAAACCAAUUGAAAGGUACAUGAUUAAGACCUUUGAUGAUGAACACACAUGUAUGAAGGACGGUCAUAGCAAGGUUAUCAAGGAUGGAGUGAUUGCUAGAUUAUUUUUGAAUGACAUCAAGAGAGAUCCUACUUACAAGCCUUCUGCAAUGCAAGAUGCAUUUGAGGACAAGUACAACAUUGCUAUAACCAAUGACCAAUGCCGAAGAGCUAAGAGAAAGGCUUUAGACAUUAUCCAAGCAGAUUAUGAUGAACAGUUUGCAAGAAUGAAGGAUUAUCGGCUGGCUUUGAUUGACUCCAACCCUGAUUCAACUGUUGAGGUGGGGACUAACAACGUCGAUGGCCAGCUAUUAGCUGCUAUAGGUUGUGAUGCCAAUAACCAAUUCUUUCCGGUGGCAUGGAGUGUUGUCAAAAAAGAAAAUACAGACAGUUGGGUCUGGUUUAUCAAGCAUCUCAAACAUGAUUUGCAACUUCAGGAUGGUUCUGGGUUUACCAUCAUAUCUGAUCGGCAAAAGUGUCUGAUAAAUGCUGUGGACCAAGAGUUGUCUAAAGUUGAACAUCGGAUGUGCGCACGCCACAUAUACGGAAACCUAAGAAGAAUUUAUCCAGGCAAAGAGCUGCCUAAUGCUUUGUUUUGGUCAAUGGCUAAGAGUUUCAACAUUGGUGAAUGUGACCGAGCAAUUAAGGCGUUCAAGGAGUUUGACUUUGGUGUCUAUGAAGAACUGAUGAAGAGAAAUCCUCGUGGCAUUCUUCAGUUGUACUGCGGUUUGUGA
This is a messenger RNA of Eutrema salsugineum, 1230 nucleotides long. RefSeq lists its product as uncharacterized. NCBI's taxonomy places the organism in Eukaryota, Viridiplantae, Streptophyta, Magnoliopsida, Brassicales, Brassicaceae. The record is from RefSeq and is a predicted model, not a curated record. The coding region runs from base 1 to 1230 and encodes 409 amino acids. The transcript has 4 exons.